AUGGCUCUGUACAACAACGGGGCCGAAGUGCCUUCACCCCAGGAAGCUUCCAAUGGCUUCUCACAGCCUGGAGCCUCGGGAACGUGGCACAAGGGUGAGGAGGAAGCGCGCCUGGCAGAGCCCCCCCUGGUGAAGAAGGCUCACAGGGAGAUCCUGGACCACGAGCGCAAGCGGCGCGUGGAGCUCAAGUGCAUGGAGCUGCAGGAGAUGAUGGAGGAGCAGGGGUACUCUGAAGAGGAGAUCCGGCAGAAAGUGGGGACCUUUCGGCAGAUGCUGAUGGAGAAGGAAGGGGUGCUCACCAGGGAGGACCAGCACGGGCGCCAAAUCGUGAUAGAGAACCACCAUGGUGUGGAUGGAGAGGAGUACGCGGUGGAGUACCCCGACUCCGGCGAGGGCUGCCUGCUGCAGUGCGACUGCUCUGCCGAGUGCUACCGCCAGGACAGCGGCCACCGCGAGUACAGGCUGAAACGGCGCUCGAGCAGCUCCACCUCUCCUCCACCUAAGAAGAAGAAGAAGAAGAAAUCCGGGCACCGCCGGAGCCGCAAAAAGAGGAAACCGGGCACCCGCUUCCCCCCCUCCAGCUGCGACAGCUCUUCACCCAUCCGCAAGGAAAAGAAAAAGAAGACUGGAAAGAAACACAGACGCGAUAGGUCUGAGUCGGGGUCACGGAAGAAGAGAAGACACAGGUCCCGGAGCCCCAAGAGCAAACGGAAAGAGAAAAACAAAGAGCGCAAGAGGUCCCGCAGCGAGUCCCCGGCCUGGCGCUCGCACCGGCGCAGCUCCUGCAGCUCCCACAGCGCAUCGCUCUCCUCCGAUGGCAGCAGCUCCAAAUCCCCCGGCAGGCUGAGCCCCAAGCGCCGGCAGGAUGGCCCCAAGGGCAGCAGCGCCCGCUCCAGCCGCAGCCCGUCCUCGCCCUCGCCGCAGCGCUCGGCCUCGCCGCACCAGAACGGGCACAAGGGCAGCGCUCAGAACGGCCGGCACAGCCACGGCGCCGCUCCCCCGGAGCCCUCGGAUAGGCCAGCCUCGGCGUCCCCCUCUCCGCGGACUCACGGCAGGACGGACCCAGCCUCCUCCCCCCGUCCCCGGGGGGGCCGACACGGUGCCCGCAGCCCCCGGUCGCCCAGCCCGGAGCGGGGCAAGCACGGCCACCGGCACCGGUCCCGCAGCGCGUCCCCGCCGCGACACCGCGGCCAGAGCAAGGCCCGGCCCCCGGCGCCUCGGGAACCGGCCGGAGCCGCGCUCAGCCCCGCCGGAGACAGCAGCGACUCGGAGGGCUCGGAGGGAUCGGGAUCGCAUCCCUACCACCCCCCGCUCGGAGCCGACAGGAACCACGGAGCCAAGAAGGUGAAGGACAGGCACCACCGGGGCCGGCCCAACAGCAGCUCAGAGUCCUCGGCCAAGCACUCCCGGCACGCCUCGGAGCGCAGGAAGAGCCCUUCGCCCAGCCCCGGCCAGCGCAGCACCUCCUGGAGCUCCAGUGGGUCCCUCUCCAAGUCCCGCUCCCGAUCCCGGGACAAGAGAGCAGGACGCAGCCGGUCCCGCUCGCCCUCGCCCAAGAAGACAGCCAGCAGAGAGAAGGACAACGAGCCCCGAACACGUCACGGUGACCCCGAUCCCACCCGCGCCCGGCGCCGAUCCAGGAGCUACUCACCCAUCAGGAAGAGGAGACGUGACUCCCCCAGCUUCAUGGAGCCCAGGAGGAUCACGAGCGCUCGCAAACGUCCCAUCCCCUACUACCGGCCCAGCCCCUCGUCCUCCAGCUCGCUGAGCACCUACUCCUACAGCCGCAGCCGCAGCCGCAGCUACGACAGCUACAACAGCAGCAGCCGCAGCCGCAGCCGGACUCGCAGCCCCCCCAGCCGCUCCCGCAGCCCCCCCAGCCGCAGCCCCAGCUACAACAGCCGCAGCAGCUCCGAGAGCGCCGGCUUCUGA
Melopsittacus undulatus (budgerigar) is the source of this 1932-nucleotide messenger RNA. It is a transcript of the gene SRRM3, whose product is annotated as serine/arginine repetitive matrix 3. Gene Ontology annotation, molecular function: mRNA binding. NCBI's taxonomy places the organism in Eukaryota, Metazoa, Chordata, Aves, Psittaciformes, Psittaculidae. The transcript has 14 exons. The record is from RefSeq and is a predicted model, not a curated record. Bases 1 to 1932 code for a protein of 643 amino acids.